AUGCCAGUAACCUUUUCACCCACAUCCCUGCCCGCUGAAUCCUUCCCUCUAACCGUCGCGUCUACACCGCUCUCCCCAUCAUCCCUCCUCGCCUCCGCCUGCCCCCAACAAUCCCGCCUCUGUGCCUCCCUCCUCCAAUCCUCACUCCCAGCCGAGUCCCACAACACCAUUCCAAAACGAAACGGUCUCGUCCACACCAUAGUCGAAGCAUACAACAGACACAGACACCUCCGCCUCCGCCCAGAUGACAUCUGGACCGCCAUCCUCACUCAAUUCAAUUUCUUCGUCAACAGGCGGAGUGAGCAGCUCCGGUCUCAGUUCGUUGCCCACAAGGGGAAGAAGGAGCUUGUUGUACAUGCACAGGGGAAUCGGUAUACUGUCAAUUUCGGUGCCAUGGCGAAGGAUAUGACGCGGGAGUUGGAGAGGAACAUUGUAGAUCCCUCUUUGCGUGCGUGGAUCCUCCCGAAAUUCAGCACGACGACUACGACGGACACGAUUGUUGCGUCGGUCAUUAUGAUGUCGAGCAUGAAGAAAUAUUUCGACUUCAAGUUCAGCAUUAUGUGCGGACUGCCGAGCGUCACACUCGAAGGCGAGCGGGAGGAUUGGGAAGAUAUCUUGCGGAGGGUUGAAAAAUUGAAAGAAUAUGGGGUGGAGGCGAUAGGGUGGUAUCACCUGCUACGCCCCGUAUUGGCGCAGUUCGUGGCGGCGUUUGAUAACCCGACAAGUAGGGAGAAUAAAGAGUUUUGGGGGAAGGUGUGCCAUCGCGAGGGAGGUGGGAGCGGCCCUACCUAUCUUGGCGGAUGGGUAACAGCGUUUUGCGCAUUUGAUGAAGACGGGAAGUGGCUUGGACACAACUUCAAAGGAAUCUUGGAGGCGGCAUCAUUGGAAGGACCAGACCCUACCUCGCUAUCGGCAUCUGAUUUUUUUGCCACCUACACUCAUGACUCAAAGGCUUGGAGUCAAGGCGAUGCAUUCCUAACUCUAUCCGGCACACGAUAUCACCUUGUUGACACGAACGACAUCCCAGCAGGAUGCACGGGUGUGGAUGUCCUCGUUGACGACAACGGGGAAGAGAUUCCGUGCAUGAUGACUGCGGGCUUAUUUGGGACGGAAAUCUCUGGUGAUGUAGAAGGGAAGAGGGACACGGUGAGGCCAGUUUCGGGGUGGUGGAUGUUUGAGAAGGCAGCUGAAGGCGAGGGGAAGAUUGAUUGAAACGGGUUAGCACUGGCACUUUCAGCAAGUGUAGAUUUCGAGUGGUAACCGGUAAAUCUUGACGCUAGAAAGUGAAACGUGUCUUGGUAUGUUGGCUAGUACUACUAAUAAAUCCUGAUUGCUUUCAAAGAGUUU
Laccaria bicolor S238N-H82 is the source of this 1347-nucleotide messenger RNA. RefSeq lists its product as uncharacterized. The record is from RefSeq and is a predicted model, not a curated record. The transcript has 2 exons. NCBI's taxonomy places the organism in Eukaryota, Fungi, Basidiomycota, Agaricomycetes, Agaricales, Hydnangiaceae. The coding region runs from base 1 to 1212 and encodes 403 amino acids.